AAUCUACGUCACGAUGAUGCAAACGUGUGCAGUGAGAAGCCAACAGAGACACUGUACAAACGAUGGAUACGGUCAAGCCAUCCGUCCCAUCCACGUUGGCGUAACAACCAGUUUCCCGCAUAGUCGCAAAUCAACGGUGCUAACUCGGUCGAGAUGGCGUCGGUAUUUUUGUCAUACCGUUCGUGCAAGUUGACACAUACGUCCGCGGCGAAAGACAUUGCGAUAACGAGUCGACCCCAGUUUAAUCGUUCCUCUUGCAGUACUUUUUCGAGCACCGUUUUCAGCCCAUCCCUCGCGUUGGGUACGUUAUCCACGAAAUUGUCUAUAAUCUUUUCAUAUUCCUCGUCCGCCGAGAUCGUAUCCACCCAUUGUAUUACUUUUACGUACUCCACCGAACUGGGAAGUCGCCGAUGUUGGGGAAACAAGCCUGGGGCUUUGUGAUAUAGUAACUGGCGAAAGACGUCUGUUGUUUGUGCUUUCAGCGCAUCCAUUAGAGACUGAUCUCAGCAGAUUCAACCGAUUGAUUGACUUAGAGACUUAGAACCAGACCAAAUAAGGGCAUGUCUUUCACGAUUAGAGAGGGGAGGUUCAUUUGGGGUGGGGUGGGGUUGUCAUAGUUACCUUACUCCGCCUGAAUAUAUGAUAUCUAACCCCUGACCUGCCCCGCCUGAAUACAUAAUAUCUGACCUCUGACCUGCGCCUGAAUAAAUCAUAUCUGACCUCUGACCUGCUGCGCCUGAAUAAAUCAUAUCUGACCUCUGACCUGCUCCGCCGAAUACAUCAUAUUUGACCUCUGACCUGCUCCUUCUUGCUCCUGAAUAAUCAUCGCAGCGUGUCCCUACUAUACUACUCCGGUCCCUGUGGAAGACACAGUUCCAAGAGGAGACGGUGCCUGUCCAUUGGAUGAAGACACUGUUGAAGACGCUGUUUGAACAAAUGGGCCAUUUUGGGGAUGUGGUCACACAAUUUAAUAUAGAUUAAUCACAAUGCCACCGUAUGGUCAUAUUAGUUGAUAACAAUCUGUAUAUAUAAACAUUCUUAAUGUUAAGUAUAUCAUUUUCCUAUAGUAUGACAUAUCCUAGUAUCUAUUGUAUCUAGGGUACUACUGUAAUAGUAUAGUUGUUAUGUUUAAUUCAAGAGAUCAUUUUCGCUCUUGUUUCGAUUUGACUCCUUGAGGUGCCGUGCCACACAAGAUAUCAGGUUAUGAUCGAUUUUUGUACAUUGGCGAUGUUAUCUAUCUUUGUUCAAUCCAACAUAGAAUAGCACAAUAUGUUUGUUUCAAUUUGAUGUUUCUUGAUGAUUUUAAGCAACGUGUAUCUAAACUGUUAAAUCUGUUUUAUGUUUAUCAGUUCAAUAGAUGCAUAUACAUAUACAUGCAUAAAUGGAAUAUUUCCUUUGUCAUUUAAUCAAGUGCUUACUUUGGUCAUACAAUGUCCAUUUAUAUAUGUGUUUGAAGUGGUAGGAAUUUGUACUAAUAUUACAAUGGUGUAUUGCCCGGGCUGUAUAUUGUAUCUCGCAAUUACACCAUAUGGCCGUAUGUUUGUGACAUAUGUUAUCCAGCGUUUCUCUGAAUCUCAUUAUUCUGUAUUUGUACAUUAUAAACAGACUGGCAAUCUCUUUUGCGCUCGAAGGUGCUCGGAAAGGUCCACGACGUACCCAAAAGAGGCGGUAAUGUAUAGAAGAUCUUAAGGGAUGAAAAUAAGGCAUGGAUGCACUAUGAGAACUAGAGUUAUAACAAGACAGACACAUAUACAUGUAAAGGACGAAAAUAAAUUCAUCCAAGAAAGCACAAAAUACAUGACUAAUACACACGCACAUGUACAACUGUACACCCUAAAAGAGUCCGUUUUUUUAAAUAAUUGGGCUCCAAUUCUUAAAGUUUACGUCAAAUAUAGACUCCCUUGAAUAUCGCCGAAAAUACUACAAUGGCGUUUCAAUGGGGGCUUUCGUACGUUGAAAGGUCAGUCACGUGAUCACGGUUACAUUCAAAGUGCACAGAGUUACAUUCGUCACAAAGUACCCAAGGUCGCUGUGGUGUACGUGCUAUAGCUGCAUGGACACUGCUUGAAAAUUUAGAAUCACAUGAAGUAGCAGACCUAGAGUAUACCAAAGGAUGUCCCGUAUUCUGCAGAUCGUAGGCAGAAGGGCAGCCUUCACACAGGCAGGGCUCCAAAAUGUGCCAGUCUGGAGGCCGUUAGGGGGACGAAAUGGCCGGGGGGCCGCCAGCUCAGCGGCUGCCACUGAACAAACCACCGUCCAGGACGGGGCUGCCCGACCGUUUGACGAGAUUCCCGGACCGAGAGGGCUUCCCUUCAUCGGCACCGCGUUGGACUACAGUCCGUUUGGGCGUUUUCCUAUACACACAAAAAUGGCCAACUCAACAAUUGAAAGGUACCAGACGUACGGAAAGAUCUACCGGGAAAAGAUCGGCCUAAGAGACAUGGUGUUCGUGUGUGACCCGAAGGACAUCGAGACGGUUUUCAGGAGUGACGGUCGGCUUCCAGAGAGACCUAUCCCAGAGUCCAUCGCAACAUACCGCCGACUCAAAAAUAAACCGCUAGGCGUCGCGCUGCUAAAUGGAGAAGAGUGGUUCCGCCUCCGAAGGUCUGUUAAUAAGGACAUGAUGCGCCCAAAGGCGGUAGGUGCGUACGCCACAAUGCAGGAUGAGGUGUCCCGGGAGCUGGUCGGGCUGAUACAAGGGGUGGUACGGAAGGGCAAGACCGCUGGACAGGUCCCCGACUUUACCAAGCUCCUGUAUAAAUGGGGCCUAGAAUCCUUGAGUCUCGUUGUUCUGGGAAAACGCCUUGGCUGUUUGACCCUGGAUCAACUCCCUGAAGAUUCUGACGCGCAGCGUAUGAUCGGGGCGGUCAACGACUUCUUUUACAGUUUCGCCAAGCUUCAAAUGUCGUUUCCCUUGUUCAGAUACAUCAGAACUCCUGGAUGGACGACUUUUGAGAGAGCCAUGGACACAGUCAGUAGCAUUACGGAGAAGAUGAUCGGCGAAAGGCUAGAGAAACUCCGCCAAAUGGAAGAGCCUCCAGAUGAGGCGGAUUUUCUGACGAGCCUGCUGUCUCGGGAGGACAUGAACUUGGACGAGGCCAUCCAAAUGUCGGUGGAUUUAUUGCAAGGUGCAAUUGACACGACGGCACACACUCUGGUCUUCAAUCUGUACUGCCUGGCGAAAAAUCCCGAUGCUCAGCAAAAACUGUACGAGGAGAUCUUGGAGGUUGUUCCACCAGAGCAGCCCAUAGACGACAGGGUGUUGAACAAGAUGCACUAUCUUCGUGCUGUGGUGAAGGAGACAUUCAGGAUGUAUCCGACCCUCUUGAGCACCGCACGGACCCUAACCCGUGACGUAGUGCUGUCGGGAUAUCACGUGCCUGCUAAGACCAAUGUUAUGCUGGCUCAGAAUGUCAUCAGCACACUGCCGGAGUAUUAUCCGGAACCGGAAUCAUACAUACCGGAGAGAUGGCUCCGGACUGAGUCAUCAAACGUCCAGUCAUUCUCCCUUCUGCCUUUUGGAUAUGGACCAAGGAUGUGCAUUGGUCGCCGUUUUGCGGAACAGGAGUUGUACCUUGGUUUGGUCAGGAUCAUCCAAAACUUCCAUGUUGGUUGGGACGGAGAAGACAUGAAGCAAGUGUGGAGGAUUUUCAAUGCACCGGACAGGGACACGUUCGUCUUCAGCGAGAGGAAAAGUUAGGGAUCGUUAGAGGGGCAAAGGAUGACGUGUAAUGGUUCAGGGAUAAUGUCAUUAACACAUAUCUCACGAUUGGUCAAAAUGUGACUUGUGACGUUUCAGGAAUGACGCCAUUAACACAUGUGAUACGCCAAAAUGUGACGUGUAAAGGUUCAGAAAUGAUGUCACUAACACAUAUAUCGAUAUGGUCAAAAUGUGACGUGUGAAGGUGACAUGUAACUCUUAAUGACGUACCCGGUACUCUAUCGCACACAAUAGCAUAUACUGUGAUGUGUAACGUAUGUGUAAUUUAUCAUCUUCGCAGAGGACUAUUCUGAAAUUUCUUAUUUGAAAUGUAAAGGAUACAACUGGUUAAAAAUGCACCUUGUAAUAUAUAUCCGUAUUAAUCUAAUUAUAAGGGAGUGUUGGAAUCUUUAAAGCUUGUGGGCCAAAGACCCAUAAUGUAGUGUUUUGAAUCGAUCCAUAAUUACAACUAAAAUCGAAUAAGACACAGCGAAACUCAGAUGCCCUUAAAUGGGUAUGUGUAUUUUCGAAGCACCGGUAUGGGUACUUUGAAACCAUAAUCUUCUAGUGCCAUAUCAUAGAUGACAAGUUGUUUGCUAUGUCGACCAUUCUUAAAAGGUGCCUUUUUAUACCAUAUACUGCUAUAAUUCAUGCUUUAUUCCCGAUAUUACCUAUGUACAUCUGUUACAAUUAUUAUUUGGUUCAAUGAAAUUAUUACUACAUG
Branchiostoma floridae (Florida lancelet) is the source of this 4424-nucleotide messenger RNA. RefSeq names its product probable cytochrome P450 CYP44. Bases 2114 to 3700 code for a protein of 528 amino acids. The transcript has 10 exons. Lineage: Eukaryota; Metazoa; Chordata; Leptocardii; Amphioxiformes; Branchiostomatidae. The record is from RefSeq and is a predicted model, not a curated record. Gene Ontology annotation, molecular function: monooxygenase activity; iron ion binding; oxidoreductase activity, acting on paired donors, with incorporation or reduction of molecular oxygen.